AUUUGAGUUACUUUAUUAAAGACCUGUUAAUUUAGUGGGGACACGAUGUACAUAGGGGCGGAAAAAUUAUAUAUAGCGGAUAGAAAACUUUGAAGUGUGCGUUCACAAGAGGAAGAGAGUUUGAGGCGAUGGAGAGUGCAAAGGCAGCCGUGCCAAUGUUCUCGCAUGCACGCAACACAAAACAAUGGUUUCCAUUAGAUCCGAAGCACCAGGUUUUAUGUACAAGCAAAGAGAGGAAAGCUCACGGUGCUUCCACAAAGAAUUUAGCAUCAAUGCGUGUGUGUUGUGAGAAUAGAGAAGACGGUCGCAUGGAAAUGGACCGCCGGCGGCUGCUGUUAUCGUCGUCGACAUUGAGCGUUACGGCUUUAAGUAGCGGGAAGGCCAUGUCCAAACCAUUUCCGGCGCCUGAUCUGUCUACGUGUACGUACCCAACUGAUCUUCCGACUUGCGCAACGGUAAAUGGCGGGUGCUGUCCUCCAUUCAAGGCGGGAGAAACUGCCGUAGACUUCAAAUUUCCGACGUCUCUCCCAAUGAGGACGCGUAAAGCGGCGCACCUGCUGGACGACAAGUUCAUCGAAAAGUACGAUAAGGCAUUGACGGCAAUGAAGAAGCUCCCCUUAGAUGACCCUCGGAGUUUUGUCCAGCAAGGCAGAGUGCACUGCGCAUAUUGCAACGGAGGCUACAAGGUGGGAUCAGAUAACGUGCAGGUUCACAAGUCGUGGGUCUUUGCGCCUUUCCAUCGCUGGUAUCUCUAUUUCUACGAGCGCAUUUUGGCAUCUCUCAUCCAAGACGAUACCUUUGCGCUGCCAUUCUGGAACUGGGACACCAAGGAAGGGAUGUCGAUUCCCCCCAUCUACAUCAACAAGUGCAGCUCCUUGUACGACAAUAACAGGGAUCCAUGUCACCAGCCUCCCACGCUUAUCAAUCUGGCGGCCACAACCAGCUGUGACUCAGGCGUUGUGGAGGCCAAUUAUGCUAACAUCUAUAACCACAUGGUGUCAGGUGCGGAAACGGCGGAGCUCUUCCACGUUGCGACUAUUCGGUUCGAGUCCGCUGAACCGACAACAUUGACGGCGGGAGCGCUGGAAGCUUCUCCGCAUAAUUCUCUGCACCUCUGGACCGGCUCUUCCAGUAACCCAAACCGUGAAGACAUGGGCAGCUUAUACUCGUCAGGAAAAGAUUCCCUGUUCUAUUCCCACCACUCCAAUGUGGACCGCAUGUGGUUCAUCUGGAAUGAUAAAUUGGGCAAAAAGAACUUCGAGGACAAAGACCUUUUGGAGACAGAGUUUCUGUUCUACGAUGAGAAUAAGAAGCUUAUAAAGGUUAAAGCCGGAGACUGUUAUGAUAUAAGCAAGCUUAGGUAUCAAUACCAGGAAGUAGAGCUCCCCUGGUUGAAGCAGGGGCGGUCAUUGAAGAAGGCCGGAAAGGUCAUUCCUAAGCCUAAAACAUCCACGUUUGAAACGGCUGUCGCUAAGAAGCCCAAGAAUCUGUCGUCUCCUUUGACGUUUAAGGUUGAGAGGCCGAACAAGAGUCUUGGGAAAGGGCAGGUGGAGGCUCUUCGAAUUGAGGGACUGGAGACUGACAGAAAGGGGUUUUCAGGGUUCGAAAUAUUCAUAAAUUAUCCUGAAGCCAACUCCAGCACUCCCUUUAAUAGCCCCCAUUAUGUGGGUUCCUUUACGAGUCUUGGGCACGGCAUCAUGGCAGAAGAAUCUAUGAAGUCAAUGACUACUAAGGAGAUUUUCAAGAUGGCGAUUUCUGAGACGCUGGAAGAUUUGGGCGUAGAGAAUGACGAUGAAAUACUCGUUACGCUCGUCCCAAAGCCGGCCAAAGAUUUGCGUACGAUUCCCAUUACUUUUACUUCUAUAAAGAUUGAGUAUCUUAGCAAGUAAUAUCAGAAAAAGAGGGUUACUCCCUUACCCACUUUCCUAUCAUUCUAGUAGUAUAUUAGCAUAGUCCAGCCUAGAUCUUUACCCUAGGUAAUAUCAUUUAGGAUGGGGAUUAGUUUCUAUGGAUAGGAUUUUUAUAUAAGGUGUAAUAUUUUCUUAUAUGAAAUGUUCAAUUUGAUAUUGUUACACUAUUAAAAAAAAAAAUCUUUAGUAUUUACGUUUAUGGUGACGAUUUCAAAUAUACUAUUUUUACUAGUUUUUUA
Cryptomeria japonica (Japanese cedar) is the source of this 2149-nucleotide messenger RNA. Its product is annotated as polyphenol oxidase I, chloroplastic. The coding region runs from base 129 to 1889 and encodes 586 amino acids. The transcript is spliced from 2 exons. Gene Ontology annotation, molecular function: catechol oxidase activity. The record is from RefSeq and is a predicted model, not a curated record. Lineage: Eukaryota; Viridiplantae; Streptophyta; Pinopsida; Cupressales; Cupressaceae.